UUCAGUAUUGUUUACUCUUUUGACGUUUGUCGUCCAUUUGUCAGUGAAUUACCAAUUAUUAACAAAUAUUUAGUAGAUUUAUAUCUUUUUCUUUCAAAAACAAUAAUAAACAUGAUAAAAAAAGUUUCUGAAGAUUAUAGUAAAUACCUAAAUUUAAAAAUUGAUGAAAAAUUAAAUGGGGUAAAUCAAAUUGUUGAUGAUAUGCUGACUCGUUUAGAAGAAUUUGAAACACUAAUUGUACUUGUUCAACAAGAACGUUGCAAUGCUGUUGGAAUGACAGGACAUUUAUCACAAACAACUGAUAAUUUUGAUCAAAUAAAAAGCUUAUGCUCCAAAGUUGACCUGCUAGAAAAAAUGGUACAAGAUGCAGAUAUGAACAUUACAGCAUUAGAAAAUAAAGUUUCAGUUGCAGAAGAACACUAUGGAUUAGCCGAUAACUCAAAUAAAUUGAAAAAUUUGCUAAUGCCACUAUUUAAAAAACCGUCUAAACCUCAAACUAUGUCAUCAGGUAACGAACUGAAACCAUUUACAGCAGAGAGUUAUUUUGAUCCUGAUAAGCAGGGUUCUGUUUAACAGUUAUUUCAUGAAUAUGUUACUAAUAAUUCAAUGUGUAUAUAAAGUAUGUGUAUUGCUAAUUCAAGUUGAUAAUAACCAAAAAUGUUUUUUUUUCUUAUUAAAACAAUCCUUAAAAUCUCCCAAUUAUAAUCACCUAAAUAGAAUAUACUAUCUAUCAAACAACACAUUUUUAUCAUAA
Agrilus planipennis (emerald ash borer) is the source of this 754-nucleotide messenger RNA. It is a transcript of the gene Blos4, whose product is annotated as biogenesis of lysosome-related organelles complex 1 subunit 4. The transcript has 3 exons. The coding region runs from base 112 to 573 and encodes 153 amino acids. NCBI's taxonomy places the organism in Eukaryota, Metazoa, Arthropoda, Insecta, Coleoptera, Buprestidae. The record is from RefSeq and is a predicted model, not a curated record. Gene Ontology annotation, cellular component: BLOC-1 complex.